Calliphora vicina (urban bluebottle blowfly) is the source of this 5185-nucleotide messenger RNA. RefSeq names its product skittles (gene sktl). The transcript is spliced from 2 exons. Gene Ontology annotation, cellular component: plasma membrane. Bases 628 to 2898 code for a protein of 756 amino acids. The record is from RefSeq and is a predicted model, not a curated record. Gene Ontology annotation, molecular function: 1-phosphatidylinositol-4-phosphate 5-kinase activity. Gene Ontology annotation, biological process: phosphatidylinositol phosphate biosynthetic process. Lineage: Eukaryota; Metazoa; Arthropoda; Insecta; Diptera; Calliphoridae.
CUAAGAGCGCCUGUCAUUUUAUAACGAAAUUUUCAUCGACGCAAACAACUCGCACAACAGCUGCUAACGCGAAAAAAAAUAAUUAAAUAAAUAUUAAUCAUUUAAAUUUUAACAAGAAAACAAAGGAUUAAUUAUAAUUACAAUAAAAUACGCAUAUUAAAGAAUAUAAAAAUGGUUUCAACAAACGAAAAACAAUAAAAUUCCAUAAGAAACGCCCCUCCCACUGAUAUCUAUUUAUGCAGUAAAGGAAUUAAAAUAUUGCUCACUCAGUUAUUGAAAAUAAAUUGUAAAAAAGUCAUCAUCGCAAAACCAUCUUCUGGUGUAUGGAUAAAAAAAGAAUUGUGGAAGUGAAAUGUGAUUAAAAAAACUAAAUUUUAGUCAGUUUUAUUUGUUCGUUGUUACUCUUCUAUCUUUUUUUUAUAAUUAUUGUUUGUUGUGUGUGUACCUGUGAAGACGUCGCUCUUUUGUAAAAAAAAACAAAAAAAGACUGAACUUGUUGCUUCAUUCAUCAAUUUUACGUGUGCCAUCAAACAAGCGUUUGAACAAAAUAUUUAUGGUCUACCACCGACCUAUAUCUAUUCGGUGGCCAAAUUUUAUUUUAUAUUUAAAAAACAUUUUCCUUUAAAAAUGGCCAGUGAAGUUGGUGUUAUUGAUUCCAUAGAAUUGGAACCAUUUAAACAACCACACAAUACUAAAAAUGAUAUUGAUGAAGAUAAUGAUAAUCAGGCCAGCACAUCAUACGCAACGAAUACAACUAGCACUGCCAUCAUAACAAUAACCAAACCCAACUCAAUGUCAGCAUUAUCUAUAGUUUCGGAUAAUGAAGAAACACAUUUGAAUCCAUACCCCUCGAGCACAUUACCACCUAUGAUGCCGUCUACGUCGCGCCAACUUUUUAGUGAGGCUGCAAAUGCUCAUGGCGGCCAGGAGACGACAGCGUUUAUGCAGCAAGAAAUAAAUCAACAACAAAGACUCAAAAGCACUUCAUCGACAUUGGACAAAAUUGUAUCGCGAAAUCCAUCGUCCGCAGGAAAACAUGAGAAGAAAAUCGGGCAUCGUCGAGUGGACGAUGAGGGCGAAGUGACUUAUAAGAAAAUCCAAAGCAAACAGAUCAUGGGUUCCAUACAGCUGGGCAUUCAGCACACUGUAGGUAGUUUGGCUUCUAAACCAAAGAGGGAUUUGCUCAUGAAUGAUUUCUUUGAAAUGGAAACGAUUUCGUUUCCUCCAGAUGGCUCUUCUAUAACGCCAGCACAUCAUUAUAGUGAAUUUCGUUUUAAAGUGUACGCUCCAAUAGCUUUUCGCUAUUUUAGAGAUCUGUUUGGUAUAGCACCAGAUGAUUUCCUAAUGUCCAUAUGUGCUGCACCACUGAGGCAACUAUCGAAUCCUGGAGCUUCCGGUUCAAUAUUUUAUUUAACCGACGAUGACGAGUUUAUUAUCAAAACUGUGCAAAAGAAGGAAUGUGAAUUUCUGCAAAAACUUUUGCCCGGCUAUUAUAUGAACCUUUCCCAAAAUCCUCGUACCCUGCUGCCGAAAUUCUUUGGCCUUUAUUGCUUCCACUAUAAUACCAAAAAUGUCCGACUGGUGGCCAUGAACAAUUUGUUGCCAUCCGACAUAAAAAUGCAUGCGAAAUACGAUUUAAAAGGCUCAACAUUCCGGCGAAAAGCUUCAAAGGCAGAACGUCAAAAAGCCAGUCCCACCUAUAAGGACUUGGACUUUAUGGAACAUUAUCCGAAUGGUAUAUUCUUGGAAAUGGACAAAUACAAUGCCCUCAUUAAGACCAUACAAAGAGAUUGUAUGGUUUUGGAAAGUUUUCAAAUAAUGGACUACUCCUUGCUGGUGGGCAUACAUAAUCUCGAUUUGGCUGCCAAAGAGAAAAGAGAAGAGCGCAUUAAAAAUGCCAGAGCCAAAUUGCAAAGAACUGAAGUGGAACGCGAAGCAGAUGAAGCUCCUGAAGCAGAUCAACUAUACAAUGUUGCUUCAAGUUCGGCAGCGGCUGGCUCCGCGUUGAAUCGUUCGCGCAGCAUGAAUCGUCAUCGUUUGGUGGCCCAUUCUACGGCCAUGGAAUCCAUAACCGCUGAUAUAGAUACACCAUUCGAAGAGGACGAGGACGUACCGGCUGGUGGCAUUCCAGCCAGAUCGGAGAAUGAUGAACGUUUGAUAUUGUACAUCGGUAUCAUUGAUAUUUUACAGUCUUAUCGUUUGGAAAAGAAACUUGAGCACACUUUUAAAGCCAUUAUUUACAAUGGAGACACUGUUUCGGUAUGCCGUCCCUCCUUCUAUGCUCAACGUUUCCAAAAUUUCAUGGGUAAAACAGUGUUUAAGAAAACACCAACAUUUCAAGUAAAGCAUUCCACCUCUAAGCGAAAGACAUCGACCACCAAUGCGCGUACUCCCCAGCGACAGCCAUCACAUAGUGUUAGUUCUAACAGGCCGAUGUUUAUGUCGGGCUCUUCCACGCCUCCGCCGCCAUUCGACGAUAUAUCCGAAGAAGACAUGACGGCCAAUUCAACGGCUGUCCGAAUUUCUUCACAUUCACGUAAUUUAAUGCCGCAGAAAUCAUACAUGUCGUCGCAUUGCAGCACCGUGGGCAGUACCACAGACGAUUAUAGCGAUGAUGAUAUCGCGUCGGCAUCCGGCAGUACGCGCUCGCCCUCGCAACGACGAAAAACCCCAUUACAUUUAUCAAAAACAAACGUCCAUGUAACCACCGUGGGUUGCUUUGAAGACAAUCAAGCUCUCCAUCAGCAACACCAGCAACCCGAUCACAAACAAUCGGAUGAGGGCAUAGAACAAGAUGUUGACGGCAAAAAAGUAAUCACUACAAAAUCAACCUUCAUACAGGCUACACAAGAACAAAUCUACACUUCCACUUUAGUUGUUAACGAUGUGGUGAGAUGAUGCUCACAAAUGUCUUCUACACACUCUUCUCUCCAACAAUGGGGCUUUAUUUAUUGUUUUGUUUUCUAACUUGCUGUUAUUCUAUUUGUUUUAAGUAAAUCAAACUGAACAGUUCACCGCUUCGUUUUAUGCUACAAAUUGUUGAAAUCAUAAAUUAACCAUACACACACACACUUACUAGCAAGAAUAUUCAUUAUUUGUUUUAAUAAUUUGUUCAUUACCUUCUUUCUGCUCCUUAAAAACGCUUAUUUAAGUUUGGAGGAUAAAAAAAAAUCGUUUUAAAAAAAGUGCUCUUAACAAAUUCAAAAACAAAGGCAAACAAACUAUUGUUAACAAUUUAUAGAUUUAGUAAAAGUAUUUAUACUACUACGAGUAAUACUACUAAUACUACAAAAACAUAACUUUACAACAAGGACUUUCAUUUUUUAUAUUCAAUCUCCUUCUUUUUUUCUUGCUUUACAAAUUGUUUUCCUCUUUUGUUUUAGUUCUUUGCAUUAUUUAUUGUAGUUAUUUUUUAUGAUUACUUUUUUUUAUUUGUUUUCGUAUUAUUACUUGUAUUAUUUUAGUUCUGUUUCAAUUUAGAAAAUGUGAUAAUUUGUUAGAAAUGAAUCCUACUAUUUGAUGUUUGUGUUUCUAUAAACCAAAAAAAAAAACAGUAUUUCUUCAUGUUUUAAUUCAAAAGUUAUUAAAAAGCUAAAUUAAUAAUCAUAUUCACACUACUUGCUAUACAUAUAAACUCAAUAUACAUAAAUACAUGCAUACAUACAUAUAUAUAUAUAUAUAUAUAUCCAUACUAGGGAACUUGGGAAUAUCAAUAUCAAUAUAGCGAAUGCGAAUUGAUGCCACCGCAUCAAAUGAAAUAUUAAAAAGUAUAUUUUUUCAUUAUCAUAAAGUACAACUUAAAAAAUAAAUAUAACAAAAAGCUUAAAACAACUAUUGAUUUUUUUUUUUUGCUAAAAUUUUUUUCAAAACAAAUGAGAAAUACAUAUCUGAUACAUACGUCACCUGAAAUGCAAAAUUACUUUACAUCACUUUUCAUAAGUUUACAGAAACUUUACAGAAAAGUGGAAACUACCUGAGAUAUUGGAUCAAAAUUUUCAAAUCUGGAUUAACAUGAAACUAGAAAUGUAUAUUAGAUAAAAAAAAUAUUUGUUUUUUAAAGUACAUACGUCAUUUUAAUUUGAUAGUUUCAGAAACCAAUAUAACGUAGCAUGAAAAUAUAAAAAAGUAAGUAAAAAAAGGAAAAUUACACUCUGAUUUUUUUACAAAAACAAAUAUUUAGUUUUAUUUUAUUUGAUGCUGAUUGAUCUUACAAAACACUUGUAAGAGCAAACACGUCAAACAAAUUUGUGCUAAAAAAAGUGGUUACGCCUUUUUGAGUAAAUAUUUGCCAUGUGUGACCCUACCUUAAGUGUAAAAAAUCAGAGUGUAAUUUUCCAUUUUUUUUUUAACCAAGAUUUUUAUUAUAAAUAUAAAUAUUUAUAGGUUUUUUUUUAAAUUUUAUAUGUUUUAAAUUAGAAAUUAGUUCAAGAAAAGGAUCAUAAAAAGCAGAGUAUGAAAACAAACAAAACAUUUCGCAAACGUUUGCAAAAUGUACAAAACAAAUCAAAAAUUUUAAAUAGUAUUGUUCAUGUUUUAAUUAUAACUAUUGUUGUUGAAUCUUGGUUAUGUUUGAUAGCAAAAAUUUAAAUUGUUUUACACAUAUGGAAUAUGCAUCGUAAUUAAUAUAAAAGUCAAUUUCAUAGUUUUUGAUAAUAUAUACGUCAUAUAAAAGAGUACAUCAAUAAAAUAGUAUAUUUUAUCAGUAAAAUUCUUGAGGUUUAAAGAUUUAUUUCUAAAAUACAAUUACUACAUGCAUUAUAUAUUGAAAGUAAGUAAAUAGUUAAUUGCUUAUUGUUUUUCAUUUCAUUAUUUAAUUUAAAUCAUGGGUGAUUGGAGUUUGGAGUGAAAGUUCAUUUAUUCUUAUUCGUAUAUUUAGUUUAAUUUCUUUGGAAAACAUUUUGUGCUUUAAUGUAUAGAACAAAUAUAUAUCUAUAUCAAAAAUAUAUUUAAUUGUUAAAAAUACUAAUGAUAAUAAUAAUAAAGUUUAUACCAUAGCGUAACAUAUAGACGAGACGCAAUUGUCAAAAACCUAACUGUUGCAACAACAAAAUACAUGUGAGUCGAUGUAUUUUGUUGUUGUACCAAAACGGAGUAACUCGUCUCUAUGGUUUAUACUCUUAAUUUAGUAUAUAUACAUAUUUAUUUAAUAAAAAAAAAACGAUUACAACAAAAAUGCAAUAAAUUA